Molecule: messenger RNA, 2133 nt
Organism: Melanotaenia boesemani (Boeseman's rainbowfish)
Lineage: Eukaryota; Metazoa; Chordata; Actinopteri; Atheriniformes; Melanotaeniidae
Gene: vps26bl
Product: vacuolar protein sorting 26 homolog B, like
Exons: 6
Coding region: 165-1166 (333 amino acids)
Biological process (GO): retrograde transport, endosome to Golgi; intracellular protein transport
Cellular component (GO): endosome; retromer complex
Source: RefSeq, a predicted model, not a curated record
UUGAGCGGUUGUAACUCGAAAAAUUCUAUAAUCUGGGAAGCGGCUCGCGCUUGAGACCUCGUUGCAAAGGAAAGAGAAACUCUGGUGUGCUGCUCUGUGCGGGGAGACAAACGCAUUCUUCUGCGGAACCCAGUUUUAUAUUCUGACCUGACUGACGAGCAGUUAUGAGCUUCUUUGGUUUUGGUCAAAGUGCGGACGUCGAUAUAGUUCUGAAUGACGCCGAAACGAGAAAGAAAGCUGAGCAUAAAAGCGAAGACGGCAAGAAGGACAAGUAUUUUCUUUUCUACGACGGAGAAACCGUGUCCGGAAAAGUCAACGUUACGCUCAAAUACCCAGGAAAGAGGCUUGAGCACAACGGUAUCAAAAUUGAGUUCAUCGGGCAGAUAGAGCUGUACUACGACAGAGGAAACCACCAUGAGUUUGUGUCCCUGGUGAAAGACUUGGCCCGACCAGGGGAGCUUACGCAGUCGCAGACGUUUGACUUUGAGUUCACGCACGUGGAGAAACCAUAUGAGUCUUACACGGGUCAGAACGUCAAAUUACGGUACUUCCUGAGAGCGACAGUCGGCAGGAGACUGAACGACAUCAGCAAAGAGCUCGAUAUUGUGGUUCACACACUGAGUACAUACCCCGAGCUCAACUCCUCCAUCAAGAUGGAAGUGGGGAUUGAGGACUGUCUACACAUAGAGUUUGAGUACAAUAAGUCCAAGUAUCACCUAAAAGAUGUGAUUGUUGGGAAGAUUUACUUCCUGCUGGUGAGAAUAAAGAUCAAACAUAUGGAGAUAGACAUCAUCAAGCGAGAGACAACAGGCACGGGACCAAACGUCUACCAUGAGAACGACACCAUUGCAAAAUACGAAAUAAUGGACGGGGCUCCAGUCAGAGGAGAGUCCAUCCCCAUCAGGCUGUUUCUGGCAGGCUAUGAGUCGACGCCCACGAUGAGGGACAUCAACAAGAAGUUCUCUGUGCGGUACUACCUAAACCUGGUCCUCAUCGAUGAGGAGGAAAGACGCUACUUCAAACAGCAGGAAAUCACUCUAUGGAGGAAAGGUGACAUAGUGAGGAAGAGUAUGUCUCAUCAAGCUGCCAUCGCCUCCCAGCGCUUCGAAGCUCCUUUCAAUCCGGACAAGCCCCAGAGCCAGAGCGCUACAGAGGGCAACAGCUAAAGCCCCGCCUGCACCUUCCAGCUGCGAAGCCCAGAGUGACGGCGGUGCAGAAAUGUCAGUCUAAAUGUUGGAUGUAAAAAUUAUUUGUGCUUCAGUGUUUGUCAGAACGGGUGAGUGAAUGAGAAGCUUUGAAAUAUGACCGUAUGUGCAUCAAGGGAACAAAGUGAGUGUUUUAACACCUUGAAGUACCAACUGGAUGGAGUUUACCACACUAAGACUGAGUAGACGAUGCCAGCAAACUUUGCCACAAAAAACUGCACAAAACUCAUUUUUACUUGCUCAUCUUCAUCCAGCCUGUUAGAUGCAUCCAUAGCAAAUAUCAUUUACUAUUUCUGUAUGUGUGUGUGAAUGUAUAAUGUAAUGCACAGCCACCUCGACUGUAUUUUUAACAUGAAUUUUCCUUUAAACUUUUUACACGGCUGGAAGAUUGCACUGUGCAGAGAUUAUAAACAUACAUUAGGGUAAUUUCAUGCAGAGGUGUGUGUGUGAGCUGAAAGUUGCUUUUUAUUUAAGAACUGCCUUUUGAUUUUAAUAAUUAGGGGACCCUUAAGUGGCCUAAACAGGACAAGAUUUUAAAAAAAAUCUCUAAAUGGAAGAUUAUAUAUGUUUGUAUAAGAUGAUGUUCAAGAUAUUUUCAUACAUUCCAAGGCUCCCAUCAAAAAUUAAAGUGAUUAUAGAGGAUUUUUUGGAACAAAAAUACAUAUAUUUUCUUUUAAAAACCAGCUUUUUACAUGUUUAAUGCAUCAGUUGGUUGUGGAUACCACUGCUGCCAGAACGAGUGUGGCAGCACUACUGAGUGCAUUGUUACAGUUGCCAAUGUCUUGUAGAUUGAAGCUUUGCUUUUUUAUUUGCACUACAACAACUUUCUGCUUCUUUUCCUGCUCUCAGAGCUUUUUAUAUGGAUACGGUGAUGGCAUGCCAUGGCAGGGCUAUUGAGCAGAGUGAUUAAAUUACUGGCUUUUAUCAA